AUGCCAGGGAACAAUUAUAACUGCACUCCUUUAACACCAAGAUCUAGAUUGGAAAGGCUUUUGAGGGAAAGAGAGCUAAGGAAAUCCUCAAGGAAUUCUCAACCGACCGAUGAGGCAAGAGAUGGCAACAAAGAGGCAGAACAGUUUUAUAGUGAUUCAUUCAUAAGUGAGAAUGAAAUUUCGGGUACUAAUAAUGAGGAAGAGGUCUCGGAAGUUCUUACAGAUAGAAGUCAAAGGCAAGAUGAGCGGCCAUACAAACAACGUUUGUUGGUGGUAGCAAACAGGUUGCCUGUCUCUGCUGUUAGGGAGGGUGUGGACUCAUAUCACCUUGAGAUCAGUGUAGGCGGGCUAGUCAGUGCACUUUUAGGUGUAAAGGAGUUUGACACCAGAUGGAUUGGGUGGGCUGGCGUGAAUGUGCCUGAUGAUAUUGGGCAGAAAGCAUUGACUAAAGCUUUAGCUGAAAUGCGAUGUAUCCCAGUGUUUCUUGAUGAGGAGAUAGUUAAUCAGUACUAUAAUGGUUACUGCAACAACAUCUUAUGGCCUCUAUUUCAUUACCUGGGGCUUCCGCAAGAAGACCGACUUGCUACCACCCGUAGUUUCCAAUCACAGUUCGAUGCAUAUAAGAAGGCAAACCAAAUGUUUGCUGAUGUUGUGAAUAAGCAUUAUGAGGAAGGAGAUGUUGUUUGGUGCCAUGAUUACCACCUGAUGUUCCUUCCAAAAUGUUUAAAAGAGUACAAUGACAAAAUGAAAGUUGGCUGGUUUCUCCAUACACCUUUUCCUUCCUCAGAAAUACAUAGGACUCUGCCAUCCAGAUCAGAGCUGUUGAGAUCUGUACUUGCUGCUGACUUGGUGGGAUUCCAUACAUACGAUUAUGCUAGGCAUUUUGUUAGUGCUUGUACUCGUAUUCUUGGGCUGGAGGGUACACCUGAAGGAGUGGAAGAUCAAGGGAGGCUAACCCGUGUGGCUGCGUUUCCUAUUGGGAUUGACUCUGAGAGAUUUAUUCGAGCCCUUGAACUCCCUGAAGUCCAGGAGCACAUGAAAGAACUGAAAGAAAGAUUUGCAGGCCGAAAGGUAAUGUUGGGUGUUGAUCGUCUUGAUAUGAUAAAAGGAAUUCCCCAGAAAAUCUUGGCAUUUGAGAAGUUCCUCGAGGAGAAUUCACACUGGCGUGAUAAAGUUGUCUUGCUGCAAAUUGCUGUACCUACUAGGACAGAUGUUCCUGAAUAUCAAAAGCUUACGAGCCAAGUGCAUGAGAUUGUAGGACGCAUCAAUGGAAGAUUUGGAACACUUACUGCUGUCCCAAUACACCAUCUGGACCGGUCACUUGACUUUCAAGCAUUAUGUGCACUCUAUGCUGUCACUGAUGUAGCACUUGUUACAUCUUUAAGGGAUGGAAUGAAUCUUGUCAGCUAUGAAUUUGUUGCAUGUCAAGCUUCCAAGAAAGGGGUUCUCAUUUUAAGUGAGUUUGCAGGUGCAGCACAGUCUCUUGGUGCUGGUGCAAUCUUGGUAAACCCAUGGAACAUCACAGAGGUUGCUGCUUCUAUCGGUUAUGCUUUAGAUAUGCCAGCGGAUGAAAGAGAAAAACGGCAUCAGGUUAAUUUCAAGCAUGUGACAACUCACACGUCACAAGAAUGGGCUGCAACUUUUGUGAGUGAACUGAAUGAUACCAUUGUUGAAGCUCAGCUUCGGACAAGACAAGUUCCUCCAUUACUUCCCAACAAAGUGGCAGUUGAUUGUUACUCAAAAUCCAAUAACCGAUUAAUUAUACUGGGUUUCAAUGCCACUUUGACUGAACCAGUGGAUGCCCUUGGAAGGGGUGGUCAAAUUAAAGAACUGGAACUUACAUUGCACCCAAAUUUGAAGGAACCUUUAAAGAAGUUAUCUGAUGAUCCGAAGACAACAAUAGUUGUUCUGAGUGGAAGUGAUCGAGCUGUCCUGGACAAUAACUUCAGUGAAUACAAUAUGUGGUUGGCAGCAGAAAAUGGGAUGUUUUUGCGACUUACUUCAGGUGAAUGGAUGACAACCUUGCCUGAAAAUUUAAACAUGGAUUGGGUCGAUAGUGUAAAGCAUGUUUUUGAGUAUUUUACUGAAAGAACACCACGGUCUCAUUUUGAGCUUCGUGAAACUUCAGUUAUAUGGAAUUACAAGUAUGCAGAUGUUGAGUUUGGAAGGCUUCAAGCAAGAGAUCUGCUUCAGCAUCUUUGGACAGGGCCAAUAUCAAAUGCAUCUCUUGAUGUUGUCCAAGGUGGUCGAUCUGUUGAGGUCCGGGCAGUUGGUGUGUCGAAGGGAGCAGCUAUUGAUCGUAUCCUGGGAGAGAUAGUUCAUAACAAAGGCAUGAAGGCACCAAUUGAUUAUGUCCUAUGCAUUGGACACUUUCUAGCAAAGGAUGAAGAUGUCUACAAAUUUUUCGAGCCAGAGCUUCCUUCUGAAUCAUCUUCAAUAGCAAGAGCUAUGCUAUCCAAUUCUUACAGGCCAUCAUCUCUGCCAAAAUUUUCAGCCAACAAAAGUGGGUCUAAGGCAUCUCGUUAUAAGAAGCAACAUUCAUUGUCAAAUAUAGAAAAGAGUCAAAUUGAUUAUGCAAGCGGUGAUGCUUGGAGACCAACAUAUCGCGAUCGAAUAUCACUACAUGAAGGUUCUUCAGUGCUAGAUCUUAAAGGUGAUAACUACUUCUCUUGUGCUGUUGCACGAAAGAGAUCAAGUGCACGCUAUCUUCUUAAAACCUCACAUGAUGUUGUCAAUCUUUUAAGUGACCUAGCGGAUCAUUCUUCAUCACCAUCAACUUGA
Molecule: messenger RNA, 2781 nt
Organism: Gastrolobium bilobum
Lineage: Eukaryota; Viridiplantae; Streptophyta; Magnoliopsida; Fabales; Fabaceae
Product: alpha,alpha-trehalose-phosphate synthase [UDP-forming] 1-like
Exons: 17
Coding region: 1-2781 (926 amino acids)
Biological process (GO): trehalose biosynthetic process
Cellular component (GO): cytosol
Molecular function (GO): alpha,alpha-trehalose-phosphate synthase (UDP-forming) activity
Source: RefSeq, a predicted model, not a curated record